ACCCAGACCGACCGACCAACCAACCAGCAACACACACACAUCACUUGCCAAGGUUGUUUCGGUCUCUCUCUCUCUCUCUCUCUCUCUCUCUGGCAGAAGGAAGAGCUUCCAUGUGGGCGCCGGGUUCGCCGGGGAGGCUGCCGGCGAUGGCCUCCUGCUGGGGCCGCUUCGGCGUCGCGGCGCUGUGGCGCAGGCUGCGUCAGUUUAGCCUGGCGCGGCUCAGGAGGCGGCACGGCCGCUCCAUCCUCGGCGCCGGCGGGCUAAACUACGACCCGCUCAGCUACGCGCAGAACUUCGACGACGGCAGCCUCGAGCCAGACUUCACCGCCAGGUUCGCGCCCGCGCGGCACGCCGCCGGCUCGCCGAGGGCGGCGGGCGCAGCGCCGGACGUCGCCGCCGCAUGACGCGCGCGGAUUCUUGGCGCCGUACGCGCCUCGAGCCAGCCCAUACAUGAUGCCUACGGAGUUUCUACCACUGCUCGGCUGCUCGCUGUGCGCCUUGGCAGAGUGACAGAGUGGCAUACUGGUAAAAUUGCUCCACACGCCUUCAGUUAGUUAAAUGUACAUACAUAUCGCACGCCAUGGACGAUGGAUGUAAGUACUAAGUAGAUUCGUUACUGCUUAAUUUUUGCGAAUUCACUCGACCAAAAAAUCUUAGCCGGUUUGAUGGUUUCUGCGGCGUUCUUGCAGAGUGCCAGGGAUUUUUAUCAACUGUACUGAAUGUUUUGAUCAUGCCGUGUACACUUGUGAUUCGAGCUUCGGCAACACACAGCAAUCGCCGUUCUGAAG
This is a messenger RNA of Phragmites australis (common reed), 788 nucleotides long. RefSeq lists its product as uncharacterized. The record is from RefSeq and is a predicted model, not a curated record. NCBI's taxonomy places the organism in Eukaryota, Viridiplantae, Streptophyta, Magnoliopsida, Poales, Poaceae. Bases 111 to 404 code for a protein of 97 amino acids. The transcript has a single exon.